This is a messenger RNA of Sebastes umbrosus (honeycomb rockfish), 3373 nucleotides long. It is a transcript of the gene usta, whose product is annotated as uronyl 2-sulfotransferase a. The coding region runs from base 387 to 1757 and encodes 456 amino acids. Gene Ontology annotation, molecular function: sulfotransferase activity. Lineage: Eukaryota; Metazoa; Chordata; Actinopteri; Perciformes; Sebastidae. The record is from RefSeq and is a predicted model, not a curated record. Gene Ontology annotation, cellular component: membrane. The transcript has 9 exons.
AACACUGGGUGGAGCUGUUUUACGCACUGCAAAAACAAUCCAACCCAAAAAAAAUCCUGCAUGGAAGUUUCUCCCCUCUUUUACCACGUUCAGUAAUCUGACACCCAGAAGACUCCAGAGGCAGAAGGAUGGACCCUUAAACUCUGCUGGAAGGACGGAAGGAAGGAGCACUCAUCCAAACGAAGAGGAACCGAGCAGAAGUGAAACGUUGCCUGUGCGUAAAAAAAGAAAAUCCAGUCCGUGGCUGCGGCAGCUGGAGGACGGAGAGCUGGGUAGCUGCGCGUCUCCAAAAACCAAAAAAGCACUCUUAAUGCUCUCAAAGAAGCGACAACUUUCACUUUCCACAUGCGGAUGGGUGACUUUCCACGGCGCUUUGUGAGGAGGAGAUGAUGAAGAAUUUCAACAGCAGCAGUCCCCUUCUUCACAGCAGCAACAACCACCAGCACAACCAGACUACCAACAACCACGUUAGAGACAGAAACAACAGAAAGUACAGCAGCUUCCUCUCUGCUGCUGCUGCUGUGCCUGCUCUCAGAUUCUCCUUGCGGGGUUAUGGUUUCUGCAUGGCGACGCUGUUCCUCUUCUGUUUCGGCUCCCUUUUUUACCAGCUGAACGGAGGACCACCGAAGAUCCUGCUGGACAUCCGACAGUAUCUCGGAGUGUGUGAGAAAAAUCACUGGUCAGUCAAAAUGGCCGGCGGCAGGCUCUUUAUCCAUAAGGACAGGCCGGCAAGACAGCUGGUGUCGUGCCCACAUGUCCACAAGCAGAGACGAGGUGAAUCCACAUAUCUGGAUGACCACGGACCCCCUGCUCCAAGAGUGCUCCCGUUCCCCAGCCAGGUGGUUUAUAACCGUGUGGGGAAGUGCGGCAGCCGGACGGUGGUCAUCUUGCUGAGAUUACUGGCUGAGAAACACCAGUUCAACCUGGUCUCCUCUGACAUCCACAAUAAAACACGCCUCACGAAACAUGAACAGGUGGAUCUCAUGAAGAACAUCAGUACUAUCCCUCAGCCAUUCCUCUACACACGGCAUGUUCACUUCCUCAACUUUACCAGGUUCAGGAUAGAGCAGCCGGUCUAUAUCAACAUUAUCCGGGAUCCCAUCAACCGGUUCCUCUCCAACUACUUCUUCCGUCGAUUUGGUGACUGGCGGGGCGAGCAGAACCACCUCAUCCGCACUCCAGGGAUGAAAGACGAUGAGAGAUACCUGGAUAUAAAUGUGUGCAUUCUAGAGAAUUACCCAGAGUGCUCCAACCCCAGAGUUUUCUACAUCAUCCCUUACUUCUGUGGACAGCAUCCGCAAUGCAGGGAGCCUGGAGUAUGGGCUCUGGAGAGGGCCAAGCAGAAUGUAGUGGAGAACUACCUCCUCGUGGGUAUCCUGGAGGAGCUGGAGGAUGUUCUUCUCCUGUUGGAGAGGCUCUUACCUCAUUACUUUACUGGAGUACUCAGCAUCUACAAGAGCCCUGACUAUAAGAAGAUGGGGAACAUGACAGGCACAGUACGUAAACACACACCCACUUUGGAGGCCCUGCAGGUGCUUUACCACCGCAUGCGCUACGAGUACGACUUCUACAACUUCAUCCGAGACCAGUUCCAUCUCACAAAGAAAAAAAUCGGCCUCAAGUCUGUCUCCCAACCCCCUGCCCACUCGCCGGCUUUCCUACGAGAGCUGGCCCUCCGAACCCCAGAGCCUCUGGAUGAAGACGAGGAGCUGGACGCAGACCUGGAGGAUGCCAACAGCUGGCUGGUCCAUCCCUAAGGGCUGUUUGAUGAACAGUGGGUGUAGCCAAAAAAGCUGUUUGGCUGGAAUUGGCUGGCGAUAGCUGGAGGCUGCCUUAGGGCAAAGGGGAGCGUUCCCCGACUUUCAGCAUUCCUAAGAAAAGUGAGGUGUGUUUAGGGGUGUGUGGAUCCUGACGCUCGUGUUUUUUCGGGCUCUGUUUUGCAUCUGCAAUAGACUCCUAUCAUGACAGGCUCAGCACUGUGGACUAUCGGGUUGAGUAAUUGGAAGGACAAAACAAACAAAAAAAGACCAAGGACAGUGGGAAAUAAUGUUAAGCUCAAUUUGCUUGACUCAAAUUUUGUUUUAAUUUGAGCUUGUUCUUGGGUUUCUUCGUGUAAAAAAAAAAAACAUCAUUGCUGCAAUCUCCAGGAGAGAUAAGUGCAAGAUGUGGAUAGAUAAAUGCGUUGGGAAAUAUUCUAAAUGUUGGUCGCUGGGGUGUUUACUGUACGAGAGGACUUCAGAGACAUAGCCCGAGAAAGAGGUUCAUACUUUAUGAAAGGGUUAAUGUCCUAAAAGCUGGAAUGGGAAAUGGUAUCCAUGAAUAAAAAGUACCAAAACCUCUUUUUGUAUAUUAGUUGUCUACGACUUUUGCAAGUGCCAAACCUCGCUAAGAGUUCCAGUAACUGACAGGAAACCUCUGUGCACAGCUGGUGGAGUUGUGACAUAAGCAAGUCAGUUGUUAUAGUAUUGAUUUAUAACAUUUUGUUUAAUUUGUAAGAUAUUAUUAGGUAUAAAUGAGGGUUAGACAGUAAGCACUCAAUUAUGAAUUCAAAGAAUUCCAACUGUGUGUGCAUGAGUGAUUGAGUUUGACCAAACCAGCCGUGUAUUUUAGCAUAGAUUUAUUAUUUGGGACAGGUCAUUUGUUGAGAGUUAAACAAUAAAAAAAAAGAAUUUAUGGAGCGUAGUUUGCUUAAUCCAAAAUUUAAAAGAUUGAGCUUGCCAAAUACCAGUGUUUCUACUGCGAUGCAUUACAAAACUGUAUGAAUAUAAUGCAUUUUUUCUGAGGUGACUUUCCUGAAAUUCUGCAGCAAAAUGAGGGAUUUGGUCACAAAACUGGAUACUAAUUUUCCUUUCAUAUCAAAUAGGAUUAUGUGACUGUUUAAGGGUUUGUUUCCUCUCUCAAAAUAUUAUCAUGAAAGCAUAUGAAGUGUUACCAAUCCCAGCUAACACUAAUUUCUAAUCCUCUUGCAGCUAUUCAGAGUGCAUGUUUUUCAUCACUCACAUACAAAUCAUCCAGAGGACAGUAACCAUAAGCUACUAUGUGACUGUCAUCUACAUAUUUCACUCUGCCAUCCUAAUCUCCAUUGUCUCUUCCCUUUCAUUGUCCUGUUUUGUGUUCAGUGUUUCUUUUUUUGCCAGUUUAAUUUAUUAUUUUGUAUUCAUUUGCAUUCCAGAUAAGAUUCUCAGGAAGGAAAAAAAGAUGUUUAAUAACUUGAUCAUUUGUAAUUUUGUUUUCUGGCGGCUAUGAAACUAUUCUUGGUAUUUUAACGUUGUCUCGAAUGGGUUUAUAUCAACAGCUGAAAACUUGUUAACAACAACUAAUGCAGUCCAUCAUUUUACAGUCUUCAAAAUAAAUGUCCUCUAACUAUUGCAGA